Messenger RNA from Lethenteron reissneri (Far Eastern brook lamprey), 812 nucleotides. It is a transcript of the gene MRPL30, whose product is annotated as mitochondrial ribosomal protein L30. Gene Ontology annotation, biological process: translation. Gene Ontology annotation, cellular component: large ribosomal subunit; mitochondrion. Gene Ontology annotation, molecular function: structural constituent of ribosome. NCBI's taxonomy places the organism in Eukaryota, Metazoa, Chordata, Hyperoartia, Petromyzontiformes, Petromyzontidae. The record is from RefSeq and is a predicted model, not a curated record.
UCCGGUAGCCAAGAUGGCGGCGCCCGUGUUGUGAUCACGCUGCGUCCUUUAGAGGGUGGCUAAAAGCAAACUCGUAAACAACUCAACAAGGUAAAGCAAACAAGCGAGGCGACCGCACGCACCAUGAUCGGCGCGUGCGCCAGGACGCAAUGGGCGACCGUUCAGCACAGUUUGGCGGCGGCAGCGACGAUGACACAGAAAAUGCUUUUGGGUCGAAACUGGGCACUCUGCCAGUUUGCGAGGACCAGCAUUGUGGCGAUUUACAAAAAGAAUGCUCAGGAAGGCUCCAAAAGGAAGAGCAAGGAAGAAUACGCUAAGGAGCAUAACAUCUACGGAGGAGACCCCGAGCAGCCACACAAGCUGCACAUCGUGAGACGCAUCCGCAGCAUUUACCGCCGGCCCUACUGGGAGAAAUUGGCCAUCAAGAACCUGGGCCUGACCAAGCGGGACCCUGUGAUACACAAGAACAUAGAAUCUGUUAAUGCUCAACUUACCAUGGUCAAGCAUCUCAUAAAGGUCCAGCCACUGAAAUUGCCACAAGGACUGCCCACAGAAGAGGAAUUUGCCCACUCUUACAUCAACUCCAAAGGGGAACUGAUCAUACAAAAGAGGCUCUCCCCAGUGGAACAAAAACAGAUUGAAGCAAAGUCCGACAGUUGCACAAUCAAUACAAAUGUAUAGAACUGGUGAGGGUCUUUAUUAGACAUCCAUCAGCCUGUGUGUGCUUUUGUUUACCUUCAUUAGUAAACUAUCAUUUGUUCGUGAUGCAAUCCUGUUAUUUAAAAUAAAGGAUGCAGCGUUGUACGUCUGUA